CAUCAUUUCCCCCUGUCACUUGGCUUGCAAUUUCAGUUUCUCGUGUCUCAUCACAACAGUUUAAAAAUUUAUAAUUGUACAUUGUGCAAAGAACUCGCAGCUAAAUACUUUAACAAAGAAGUCAUUUUACUCAAGUAUCAGUAUUUAUUUAAAUCAUUUACACUCAGUGUAACACUGGAAAAUGGCCAGCAAUGAAGAUGCAUUCCUUUUAGCAAUUAAAUCUGGAAGAGAAAAUAGAGUAAGGGAAUUGCUAAAUGCCAAUUUAAAGACAAACCUAAUCAGCAGGACUGCUCUUAACAAUGGCCUAAUACAAGCGACUAACAUGAAUAAAAUUGAAUGUGUAAGAAUUUGUAUUGAGUACAAAGCUGAUGUGAAUCACCGUGAUGUAACAGGCAUGACAGCUGCCAUGUAUGCUGCUGACAAAGGUUAUUUUAACUGCCUCCAAAUUCUGUGUGAGGCUGGUGCCAAUAUGAGCUGCACUGAUACAUACGGCACCAAUGCUUUGAUGUUGUCUGCCCAAUGGGGCAACAGUUCUGAGUGUUUUCAGUACUUGAUAAACAAAACUCUACAAGAUUUAAACAAGAGGGAUAACACAGGAAAUACAGCUUUACAUUAUGCUUGUAAACAUGAUUAUGGUGAGGGUGUAAAAAGGCUAGUCGACUUGAAUUAUGCUGUUGAUCUUAAUGCUGUUGAAUCUGAAAUGGGGUAUUCUCCUCUCAUGCAUGCCAUCAAAAGAGGGUUUUAUGCCCUGGCUAGGAUAUUGCUGAACAAGAAUGUUGACUUGAACAUUGUGGGUAAUGAUGAAAAGACUGCUUUAACUUUGGCUUUAGAACAAAGCAUAAAGGAUUAUGAUCUUAUUGAACAGAUUCUUACAUCCUCUUCCAACUUGGAGAUAAAAAAUGAUUCUGUAUUUUUGCAUAUUAUGGUUGCACAAAAUAAAAAUAAAAUUGUGCGCAGAAUGUUAAUCAACAAUGUUCUACCUAUUGACAGGCAAUGUGUGGAGCAGUCAUAUUUUCCAUUUGAUUUUUAUAGUUCAGAGAUUUCACCUCUGUGUGUUGCAUUAUUGUCAGAAUAUAAAGACAUUGCACUUUACUUUAUAUGUAAUAGAUUCUUCUCUUCAUAUGAUAUGCAUCAUUUACUGAAUGAUAAAGGACUUAAGUUGAAACUAGAGGCAAUGGAGAACAGCAAAGAACUCCUGGAUAUUCUUAAAUACCUUUCAGAUAGACCAGAGAUACUUACUGAAAAGGUGGAAGGAAGCCAACUCAAACACCUUUGUAUUAACAGCUGGCAUAAUAUUCCAUUAUCUCCUGAUUAUGAGAUAGAGCCAUGCGGUUGCAGUGAUUGUUUGGAUGGUGGCUAUAAAAUAAAGGAAUAAAGACUUCUUUUCUUUAGUGCAGUCAAUAAUAUAAAUCUAUUUACUGUUUAGUAAUUGAAUUCAAUAAAACUUAUUUUCAUUAUAAAAUUUGCUUAUUUAGGUAUUUUUCUUGGCUUUACUAGAUUUAUCCCAAAACAGAGAAGAGCUAGUUCUUUUAUAGUAAAGGGUUUGUGAUUGAUGUAUGAAAUAAAGGGUGUUAAUCAUUCAUGUAUCUGCUUAACUACAAUAUACAAACAAGCCUCAUUUGAAUUGAAAUAUGUAGAUUUUGCAGAUUGCAAUUAGACUCCAAUUUUUGUUAUUUGUAUUAGACACAAGAUGCUGUCACAUGUUAUUUGUAUUUGACCUUUCCAAACUUUAAAAAAAUAUUAGAAAAUGUUUAGAAAUCCAAACCAGAAAGUUUAGAAGUCUGUUUUCCCUUUUCAUGUUUCUGAAAGCUGAUUUCCAAAUAAUGUUCAACAGCUUUAUUUUAUUAAUUAGAUUUAGAAAAAAAAAUUUUGUUGAUGCAUGUAUUGUGAAAAGUUUACAAAAAUAUAUUUGUGUAAUUAUAUUUUCUUCUUCAUUCUUAAUUGCAAUAUUGGAUUUCCUCCAACUCUGUUGAGUAUUACAUUUCAACUUGUUACACGCCAUAUAGUAGUUGACUCAGUUAUUAUAUUAAAAUUGGAAACCAUUGUUAAGCGGCAGAACUAACCUUUGUCUCAAUUGGUUACUGGCUGUAAAAUGUCUUUAAGUCCUCCAGGCUUUAAUUAAAGAGUCUUAUAUGAACCUAUUUUUAAGCCUUGGAAACUAGCUGCGCCGGUGCUGACGACACAUCCUUUCCUAUGCUAAGGGCAAAGAACAUGAUAGCUCAUCAGCCCUCAAAGUGUAAGCUAUCAAGUCUGAAAGGGUAUUUUACAUAGUAUUAUUCUACAUUUUUUUCCUUUAAUACUCCAUGGUAUCAUAAGCUAUCCAAUAUUCAAAAACUAAAACUAUACAAUCUUCUGAUUGUUUUAUGUAGUUUUAAACAAGUGCUUCCUGUAUUUUAAAGAAUGUUCAUAUCACAAGGUGUAUGUCAUAUAACAAUUUAAUUGAAAUAAAAAGUGUAUAUACUAUACUCACUCUUGUUGAGUAUGUUUAUUUAAAGGUGACGUUAUUUACUCUAUGUUGUACAUUAAAGUUAGUUUUUCA
Messenger RNA from Physella acuta, 2539 nucleotides. RefSeq names its product ankyrin repeat domain-containing protein 17. Gene Ontology annotation, molecular function: protein binding. NCBI's taxonomy places the organism in Eukaryota, Metazoa, Mollusca, Gastropoda, Physidae. The record is from RefSeq and is a predicted model, not a curated record.